UGAGCCCCGCCCACCAAAACAGACGAGCGUGUCUCGAGCUCGCGGCUACACUGUAUUACUCUCUGUUCAGCUGCCAGACGUUUGUGCUCCUCCCAUAACGAUGGAUUUGACCCUAAUCUCAAGCAUCAUUCUAACCCUCGCCCUCCCAUUGCAUUGUGGGAAGAUCCUGGUGUUUCCUCACGAAGGCAGUCACUGGGUGAACAUGAACGUCCUGAUCCGUGAGCUUCACUCCAGGGGUCAUCAGAUCACGGUGAUCCGGGCCCUCGACAGCUGGUACGUCUCCGAGACCUCGCCUCACUACGCCUCGAUGACCGUGCCGUUCUCCCUGGGCGGAGACGACGAGUUCUACAGCGCUUUCAUUACCAAACAACUACAGAUCAAACGCGAGCGUCAGUCGGCGUGGACCAGAUUCAGACUCGACAUGGACCUCAAGGACCGGUUUUCCGAAAUGCACAGGAAGAUUUGCGAAAUGGUGAUGUAUAUAAUGGAGAGCGAUCCCGCGCUGUUGGAACGCAUCGAGCAAGCUAACUUUGACUUGAUGCUGACGGAUCCGGCGAACGGAGGAGGCGUUGUUCUCGCGCGAUAUCUAAAUCUCCCGCUCGUUUUUAACGUCCGGUGGACGGUUCACGGAGAAGCGCAUUUCGCAAUCGCCCCGUCUCCUCUAUCCUACGUUCCCUUCCCUCUAUCUCAGCUCACCGACAACAUGACGUUUCUUCAGAGGACGUAUAACGUGUUGUUUUACUCUCUUCGGAUGUUCCUCUACAAGCGCAUCGUCGGCCCUCAUUACAGCGCGUUGUGCAACCGCUACUUCGGCCCUGAUUUGGAUUAUUUUGAGUUAUUUCAAGCUGCUGAUAUUUGGCUCAUGCGAGUCGAUUUUGUGUUUGAGUUUCCUCGUCCGACUAUGCCGAAUGUCGUUUACAUCGGCGGUUUUCAAUGCAAACCUGCAAAAGCGCUUCCGGUUGACAUUGAGGAGUUCGUGCAGAGCUCUGGAGAGCACGGCGUUAUUAUCAUGUCUUUAGGAACGCUAGUCGCGCAACUUCCGCGGGAUAUCGCGGAUGAAAUAGCCGCUGCGUUUGCUCAGCUUCCCCAAAAAGUGAUUUGGAGAUACACCGGAGAGCGGCCGUCUACUUUAGGCAACAACACGUUACUGGUUAACUGGUUACCGCAGAAUGAUCUCUUAGGACAUGUGAAGACUAAGGUUUUUGUGUCUCAUGGAGGAACUAAUGGUAUUUUUGAAGCUAUUUACCAUGGCGUUCCUCUAGUCGGGUUACCGCUUGUUUUCGAUCAGGAUGAUAACAUUUCAAAAAUGAGACAUAAAGGUGUUGCUAAAGCUGUGGAUAUAGCCACCAUAGAUAGAGGUAUAUUUAAAGAUGCGUUAGAGGAAGUGAUUAAUGAGCCGUCGUACAGAACAAACAUGCAGAAACUGUCGAUUCUCCACAGAGACACGCCGUUGACUCCAUUAGACAGCGCCCUCUUCUGGAUGGAGUUUGUCAUGAAACACAGAGGCGCUGCUCACCUGCGCACAGACUCUUAUAAGAUGGCCUGGUACUCGUACUACUGUGUCGAUGUCGCCGUGUUUUUAGUGUUGAUUGUGUCGUUUGUAGUUUUUAUUGUAUUUAAAGUGAUUGGAUGUUUAUGUUGCUGGUUAUGUGCAAAAAGAAAACGAGCAAAGCAAGAUUAAGUUUGAA
Rhinichthys klamathensis goyatoka is the source of this 1688-nucleotide messenger RNA. It is a transcript of the gene ugt5f1, whose product is annotated as UDP glucuronosyltransferase 5 family, polypeptide F1. The record is from RefSeq and is a predicted model, not a curated record. Gene Ontology annotation, molecular function: UDP-glycosyltransferase activity. The coding region runs from base 101 to 1681 and encodes 526 amino acids. The transcript is spliced from 2 exons. Lineage: Eukaryota; Metazoa; Chordata; Actinopteri; Cypriniformes; Leuciscidae.